Ceratotherium simum simum (southern white rhinoceros) is the source of this 921-nucleotide messenger RNA. Its product is annotated as olfactory receptor 7D4-like. The record is from RefSeq and is a predicted model, not a curated record. Gene Ontology annotation, biological process: G protein-coupled receptor signaling pathway. Gene Ontology annotation, molecular function: G protein-coupled receptor activity; olfactory receptor activity. NCBI's taxonomy places the organism in Eukaryota, Metazoa, Chordata, Mammalia, Perissodactyla, Rhinocerotidae. Gene Ontology annotation, cellular component: membrane.
AUGGAGGCAGGAAACCACACAGAAGUAUCAGAAUUCCUUCUCCUGGGUCUCUCAGAGGAUCCUGAACUGCAGCCCCUGCUCUUUGGAGUGUUCCUGUCCAUGUACCUGGUCACCGUGCUUGGGAACCUGCUCAUCAUUCUGGCCAUCAGCUCUGACUCCCACCUCCACACCCCUAUGUACUUCUUCCUCUCCAACCUGUCCUUUGUAGACAUCUGCUUCAUUUCUACCACCACCCCAAAGAUGCUAGUGAACAUCCAGGAACAGAGCACAGACAUCUCCUAUGUAGGAUGCCUCACUCAGGUGUGUUUUUUCACAAUUUUUGCUGGAAUGGAUAAUUGCCUCCUGACUGUGAUGGCCUAUGACCGGUUUGUGGCAAUCUGCCACCCCCUGCACUACGUGGUAAUCAUGAACCCACGCCUUUGUGGCCUCCUGGUUCUGACAUCUUGGUUCAUCAUUUUAUCUGUCUCCUUGACUGAUAUUCUACUGAUGAUGCGGCUGACCUUCUGUUUAGGCACUGAAAUUCCACAUUUCUUCUGUGAACUGGUUCAGGUUCUCAAGGUGGCCUGCUCUGACACCCUCAUCAAUAACAUUUUCUUAUAUGUGGCCACUGCACUGCUGUGUGUGUUUCCUCUCACCGGGAUCAUCUUCUCUUACUCACAGAUUGUCUCCUCCAUAAUGAGGAUGUCCUCUACAGGAGGAAAAUACAAAGCAUUUUCCACCUGUGGGUCUCACCUCUCUGCAGUUACCUUGUUUUAUGGGACAGGCCUGGGGGUCUACUUUAGUUCUGCUGUGACCCAUUCUUCCCAGAGAAGCUCGAUUGCUUCAGUGAUGUACACUGUGGUCACCCCCAUGCUGAACCCCUUCAUCUACAGCCUGAGGAACAAGGAUGUGAAGGGGGCCCUGGAAAGGCUCCUCACCUGA